Messenger RNA from Haliotis rufescens (red abalone), 2284 nucleotides. RefSeq lists its product as uncharacterized. Gene Ontology annotation, biological process: peptidyl-threonine phosphorylation. The transcript has 2 exons. Lineage: Eukaryota; Metazoa; Mollusca; Gastropoda; Lepetellida; Haliotidae. Gene Ontology annotation, molecular function: protein serine/threonine kinase activity. The record is from RefSeq and is a predicted model, not a curated record. Gene Ontology annotation, cellular component: cytoplasm. Bases 125 to 1252 code for a protein of 375 amino acids.
UUAAAACCCUAGCAUAAUAUUUUAGUGACUAGAGUUUGCGACAAUCGUCCUAAGUUGGAUUAUCAGGCCUGUGUAGAAUCACCCGUUUCUUCCGCGUUGCUCGCCUUGUUUGUGACAAUCUCAGAUGUGGUCCUAUCUCACAAGUAUUUUCUCCUCGACGUCAGAACAACCAAGUAAGUCAGUAAAGAUGGCGUCUGGAAACAUCGAACAGCCAGCCCUGGCUAAUCACGAUUCCUCCGUCCUUGACCUUGCCUUCGUCAUGGACUGUACCGGAAGUAUGGGAUCGUAUAUCGAAAAUGCCCGGAGUAACAUCAGGAAGAUUGUGGAGGACAUUGUGGCCAAAGAGAAGAGUGACGUAUGUAUGGCCCUGGUAGAAUACAGAGACCACCCUCCUCAGGACUCAUCGUUUGUUACCCGCCCUCAUGAUUUCACUCCCAAGGUCGGAAAGAUGAAGUCGUGGCUGGAGGAAUGUACGGCCAGUGGUGGAGGCGAUGGCCCCGAGGCUGUUGCUGACGGCCUACACGAUCUCCUGAAGCUGAACUGGAGGGCUGCCGCCACCAAGAUAGCUAUCCUCAUCUCCGACGCCCCUCCCCAUGGACUCGGUGAUGGAGGGGACGGAUUUCCCAACGGAUGUCCGUCCGGGCUGGACCCAAUGGAGAUCACAAGCCAACUGGCAGAGAAGGGCGUCACCCUGUAUGUCGUAGGAUGUGAGCCCAGCAUCUGCCCCCACAAAGACUUCUUCACAGGACUGGCCUAUCUGACCGGAGGUCAGUAUGUGCCACUAGCAGCGGCCAAGUCUCUGACCACUGUCAUCAUCGGAGGUGCCCAGGAAGAGUUGUCACUGGAGCAGUGGAUGGAUGAGGUCAACAGAGAGGUCCAAGCGGAGGUCCAGGCCAAAGGUGCAGACAACUUCGACGAGGAAGUUUUGUCUAAGAGGCUCGCGGACGGUUGGGCGAGUCGAGGCGCCCAGGCCAAACAGCUUCAACGUAACAGUGCAGGGAUGGGAGAGGUGUCCUCACAGGUCAAGGAAAUCUCAAAGAUGAAGAAUCUGUCUGCUUACCGUGCGGCAGCACCUGCUGCACCACAACGAGCACAAGCUCGGGCGUCUUCAGUCCCCAUGUUUGCACCGAUGGCGCCCUCCAUGUCAAGCAUGGACGAUGUUUAUGAAUGUAACUCUGGCGCCAUACAGAUGGAGCAGGCUUCAAGGAUGGUCCAGAAAGCAAAGAUGCGAAACCAGGCGUUGUUCAAGUGAAGUAAAACACAGCCGGACUUUAGAACAACAGCUACGUAUUCGUAUAGCUUGAGAACGGGGUGUUUUCACCACUGCUCAUUGACAAGUAUAUUUACUCUACGUACAUGGCGAAAUACAAAAUCCCCUUGUGGACAAGCACGUGCAAUUACCUUCAAACUGGCGUCGCCAUGUGCCUUGACAUUUUCAACCCGUCCUGUCGUUCUGGUGGGCGAUGUUAAGCACACGAUGCUUUGUACAUACAUACAUGUGUAAAUACCAUGAAUCAGUGUUACUUUUGUAAUGUCAUACAUGUUGUAGACACCAAUAUACAACUACAACUACAAUAUCACGUUGUAGUCUUUGCCUGCAUUGUGACAUAUCUCAGGAACAGAAGUAAAGUCGAUAUUAAAUGUAUGGUGUGUUCUACUCGCGUGCCCUCUAUGGGACAUAUGUACAUCGAUAUGUCAACACAUGUCCGACAAUGGCAGCCAUAUUGAAAAUGACAUUUUUACCCCUUCUUCAUUUCGGCAUUUAUCAUGAUAGACUUGAUAUGAAGUAAGAAUAGGAUAUGUGAAGUAACAUAUUUGUAUUGAAAAACAUUUCAUGGCCUUUUAGCCAUCAAAUACAUCCAUUUAUCACGUUUUUUGCAUUUCCGAUUAUUAUUGUGAAACCUCUGGAUUUAUUAAGCUGAAUUUUCGUGUAUUUGAUCCCAGCAAUGGUGUAUUUGAUUUCACAGAAUUCCGAUCCGAUCUUAAACAUGUCGCUAUAUUGCAUUUGUCAUCUUUACCAUUUCUGGGCGAUGUCUUCGUGUAUUUCUAUGAGGUGUUCAUACUGUUGUUGUUUUAAUUGGAAGCUGUAUUCUUUUAUAAUAUUUUGCAUACUUUUUAUUAACCUUUUAUUAUGAAUUUUAUAUAUAUUUUCAAAUGUUGCAAGGAAAUCAGAGCCUCGUCCUGUCUGUUUCUUUUACGGUAUUUGUUUAUAUAAUAUUGAUGAUACGUUUUACGACAAUGUAAAUAUGAUUCCAUGUCUAAAUAAAUUAUAUAUCAUUCCUCA